CGGAGACUUUUCGAGAACUUUUGUUUUCGGCGUCCCGGUUGACUCAACGAACACGUUGACUUGCCGGUAGAGCCGGCGAGGAACGAUGGCUACCGAGGUUCAGAAAGCGCAGCUGGCUACAGAAACAGGCGAUACCAUCUUUGGCAAAAUUAUAAGAGGUGAAAUACCCACUGACUUUAUCUACGAAGAUGACAAGUGCGUAGCUUUCCAUGACAUCAACCCCCAGGCUCCUGUGCAUUUCUUGGUGAUCCCAAAGAAGGCAAUUUCGCAGCUUUCCAAGGCUACUGAAGAAGACAAGGAUAUUCUAGGCCAUAUCUUGUAUGUGGCACAGCGAGUGGCCAAGGAGCAAAAACUGGACAAGGGUUUUCGCAUUGUGAUCAACGACGGUCCUCAGGGUUGCCAGUCUGUUUACCAUGUCCACAUUCAUGUUCUUGGGGGACGCCAGCUCGGCUGGCCUCCGGGCUAACAUCUCGUGCCAUGCGUAAUUUUCAGCCGACCUGUUUCUUCACUUUGUGUGCUUAACUACUUCGGUAUACCUUCAGGUGGAAGUCUUUGUACCUUCUGGUGGAAGUCUGCAUCUGUGUUCACUGCUCUUGUUGUCACGUUGGAAUAAUAAACGGAUCAAAUGUUUCAAGA
Molecule: messenger RNA, 636 nt
Organism: Dermacentor andersoni
Lineage: Eukaryota; Metazoa; Arthropoda; Arachnida; Ixodida; Ixodidae
Gene: HINT1
Product: histidine triad nucleotide binding protein 1
Molecular function (GO): catalytic activity
Source: RefSeq, a predicted model, not a curated record